CGGCCGAUCCUGAUUUUACCGUCGUAUUAUUUCAUAAAAUCAUACAUAUAUUCUGGCGCAAACGAAGAAUGCAAUCAUUAAUUUUAAUUAAAAAUCGUUCUAAUUAAAACUUUCGAUUAUACAUACACGCGCUCCAAAAAAGUUCCAAACGUUAUUGUAAGACAAAAUCCGAUUACUAUAGAUCCGGUCAAUCCGCGCAAAUUAACAAGUGUAUAACCUGCUCGUGCUAUCAUGAAUCAACAAAAAUACUAAUCAAAAUCUAACCUUAGUUAACCUCGCGGACGAGUAUAUGCAAUCUCCUCGAAAACAUUCCGCCCUCGCUCCCAACAUAUACUACAUACCUAUGCCAUAACCCUACAGAUACCAGAUCCACCCGGUCCAAUACAGUCGUUCAACUUUUUUUUUAUCGCAAAAUUCAUCGGAGCCGCUGCACAGCGCGCCAGUCGGAUUUGCAUUUUUGAUGGUCCGUCGUUAAAUAUUGCAAUACGCGUAGCCACACGCGUGUGCGUACGCGCGCGAUCCUCGUGGAAAAAGUGAAAGAGAGAUGCUGUCCGCCAGACAAGUCCGAAAGCACGGCAUGAGAAACGAGAAGUGGAGCACCCGCGAGAAAAGCCUCCAGUACCGCGGGAUACUCAAGCUUCAUGCGCGGGACAAAAAGCUGCAGGCGACGAACGCCGAGAAAUUGAAGAGAAAGGUUUCGAGGAGCUUGAAAGAGUUGAAGGCCGACAUCGAGGAGUACCGGAAAAUCGUCAACGAUGUCAUUUGCGGCGACAAGAGGCUCUUGCGCACGAUUCUCCAGAAGCAGAGGGACCUGAAGAUACAGCUGCAAGACGCGGAGCCAUCGGACGCUUACGAGGUCAUAUUCCAAGACUACAACCUCAAGCGCAAACAGCUCGACAAACUCGGCUACGUCAAGGUCAAGACGAGACAGGAAUUCUGCAACUUGAAGUCGGAGUUCGCUGAUCUGAGCGAGCAGAUCGAGAAAAAGGACGAGAUCAGUCCUACCGAGGCCGAAUAUCAGAAGCGGCAUCAGCAGCUGAUAGCCCGCUACCACGUAGCCCUGGCCAAACGUCACGCAGCCAAGUCCGUCAGCGACACGUACAAGGAGAUCCUCGUGAUUUUGAAAAAGGACUCGAAAUAUUUCGACGUCGUGCUGAACGCUCUGCGCGAGGACCGGAAGGACCAGUGCCGAGUGAUUUACAAGACGACUCUGAUGGGUCAGUUGGCAGCCGAAAACCUCGACGACAUUCGUCAGAGGUACAAGCAAAUGGUCCAGGAUGUCUGGGUCAAUAUGAAGGAGCGCGAGCGGAGCCUCGACAGCGCCAGGAAGAAGGUCGAGGAUGUCUGGCAGUACGCGAAGUCCCUUGUUAGGAUCGAGAGCGACACUAAUAUUAUGGGAAAAAAGGACGACACGGUGGAGGACGAAGAUAGACGCUUGAAGCAGCAAAUCGAGGAGCUUGAGAACAUAUUCAACGUAAUGAAAGAGACGAUGCUCAUUCGAUCGUACGAAGAGCUGUUCGUCAGAUUAGAAGACCAAAUGAAACAAAGAGAGAGACUGACUGAGCUGUACAACCGCAACUUGAAGGAUCGAAAUUUCGUGCUGAACAAGAAGAAUCACGCCGAGUUGAUGCUCCAGAAUUUGGAGCAUUCCAUGGUGUCGACCACUACGAAAUACAAAACGGAGAAAAAGGCGAUGCUGGAGAAAAUCGAGGCAGAGAAAAAGCGCGAAGCCGACAACAAUUCUCUGAUAGAAACCCGAGGUGAAUUAUUGAUGAACAUAAGAGCGGCUCUGCAGAAUAUGUCGUCGAUGCUUGUUUGCGUGAAAGCUGCCAAGUCCGCGGGGAAGGGGAAGGAUAGCAGGAAAGCUGCUCGAGAACUCGACGACAAAGUGGAGAUCAAAGCGGAUGACAGAGCGAAAAAAGACAGGGAGAAAGAGAGGGAAAAACGAACGUGCGACGAUCCUAUAGAAACUGACGGAUUAGCGGUAUUAGCGCAAGUGACGAAAAAGGCGAUCACUUUGUUCGCGUCGACGAACUUCGUACUCGACCCCGAGAAGGAAGAGAGGGCUAGAGAUAUGUACCAAAAUUACGUCGCCGAUUAUCGCUCGCAAUUGAAGUUCGGAGACGAAGAACAAGAACAAACGGGUAUGUACUUUGAGCACGAAACCGUAGACACCGGUGUGCCAACUCGAACUGAAAUCAAAACCAAGAGCAAACAAAUCGUAGAAGCCAAUACCAAAGAAGAUUGAUUUCCCUCUUCCCUUUAUAAACGAAAGACGGACAAGAUGAUUUUCUUAACAACUUUAUAUUUUACCAUACAAUAAUUAUUAAAAGUUUUGCAAUUUA
This is a messenger RNA of Nasonia vitripennis (jewel wasp), 2345 nucleotides long. RefSeq names its product titin homolog. NCBI's taxonomy places the organism in Eukaryota, Metazoa, Arthropoda, Insecta, Hymenoptera, Pteromalidae. Gene Ontology annotation, biological process: outer dynein arm assembly; cilium movement. The record is from RefSeq and is a predicted model, not a curated record. Bases 545 to 2248 code for a protein of 567 amino acids. The transcript has 10 exons. Gene Ontology annotation, cellular component: cilium.